This is a messenger RNA of Chaetomium globosum CBS 148.51, 543 nucleotides long. RefSeq lists its product as uncharacterized. NCBI's taxonomy places the organism in Eukaryota, Fungi, Ascomycota, Sordariomycetes, Sordariales, Chaetomiaceae. The record is from RefSeq and is a predicted model, not a curated record. Gene Ontology annotation, biological process: negative regulation of ceramide biosynthetic process; intracellular sphingolipid homeostasis; ceramide metabolic process. The coding region runs from base 1 to 543 and encodes 180 amino acids. Gene Ontology annotation, cellular component: endoplasmic reticulum membrane. The transcript has 3 exons.
AUGGCGGACAAGAGCGGUAGGAGGAGGAGAUCUAGUAGCAUUCUUCAGGUCUACCACGAGCCCCCCGAGCCCAUUGAGCAGCUCAGCGACCAGUCUGCGCUACCAAAUCUGAACGCGAACUGGGUCAACGCAAAAGGUGCUUGGACCAUCCACCCGGUGCUGAUCGCCUGCCUCAAGAUCUUCUACGACAUCAUUCCCGGCGUCUCCCAAGAAACGUCAUGGACACUGACCAACAUUACAUACAUGUUUGGCUCGUACCUCAUGUUCCACUACGUCCGUGGGGUACCGUUCGAGUUCAACGGCGGGGCUUACGACAACCUCAACAUGUGGGAGCAGAUCGAUGACGGGGCCCAGUACACGCCCGCCAAGAAAUUUUUGCUGAGUGUCCCCAUCGUGCUCUUCCUCUUGAGCACGCACUACACCCAUUACGACCUGACGUACUUUACCAUCAAUUUUCUUGCGGUUCUGGCGGUCAUCAUACCCAAACUGCCUUUUAGCCACCGUAUGCGUGUCGGGCUGUUCUCAGGUGUUCCUGAAGAUUAA